This is a messenger RNA of Trachymyrmex cornetzi, 463 nucleotides long. Its product is annotated as mitochondrial import inner membrane translocase subunit TIM14. Lineage: Eukaryota; Metazoa; Arthropoda; Insecta; Hymenoptera; Formicidae. Gene Ontology annotation, cellular component: PAM complex, Tim23 associated import motor. The transcript is spliced from 3 exons. Gene Ontology annotation, biological process: protein import into mitochondrial matrix. Bases 80 to 418 code for a protein of 112 amino acids. Gene Ontology annotation, molecular function: ATPase activator activity. The record is from RefSeq and is a predicted model, not a curated record.
GUCAUGCUAAAAUUAGUUCCUCCCGGUAUAUGUACAAAAUUGCGUCUUGUUGCGUCUGCUGUUUUGAAACUGAAUAAAAAUGAGCACAAUUGUGGCAGCAGGUAUUGGCCUGGCGGCUGUUGGGUUUGCCGGUCGUUAUUUGCUUAGGAGAAUGCCGAAUUUAUCACAGAGGAUGGCAGAAACCGUGAAAAAGCUAGACUCCCAGUCACUAGCAAAUAGCAAAUAUUACAAAGGUGGUUUCGAGCAGAGGAUGACCAGGCGGGAAGCCAGUUUGAUUUUGAGUGUGUCGCCCACGGCUAGUAAGAGCAAAGUAAAAGAACAAUUUAAAAAAGUAAUGGCUGUGAAUCAUCCAGAUCGUGGUGGUUCUCCAUAUAUUGCAGCAAAAAUUAACGAGGCAAAGGAUCUACUUGAGAAAUAAUGAAAAUAUAGCAUAAUGUAAUAUAUAUAUAUAUAUAUGUAUAUG